Molecule: messenger RNA, 8836 nt
Organism: Aplysia californica (California sea hare)
Lineage: Eukaryota; Metazoa; Mollusca; Gastropoda; Aplysiida; Aplysiidae
Exons: 17
Coding region: 229-7815 (2528 amino acids)
Biological process (GO): termination of RNA polymerase II transcription
Cellular component (GO): mRNA cleavage factor complex; cytoplasm
Molecular function (GO): mRNA binding; RNA polymerase II complex binding
Source: RefSeq, a predicted model, not a curated record
UGAAAAAUAGCUUGUGACAGGGUUUUUCUCGGCCAUUAGAAUCCCACAAUGCACCAUCCGGAUAACGUAAGCUUGUCGAAAUGUAACAGGAACAGGACACCUGGAACCGGACGAGAAGGAAAAUACACGUACAAUUUCAAUUGUAAAUCCAAUUCUGUGUUGAACGUAAACAUUGAUAAUGUUGUGACUUAGGUCUUCUUUGUCAGGAAAUCGUAAACUAUCGACACAAUGCCGAGUGAAGCCGCUGAGAAUUACAGGACUCCGCUGGAGGAACUGAAAAUGAACAGCAAACCACAGAUCAGCAUGUUGACGAUGUUGGCAGAGGACUAUGAGCAGAACGCUAGUGAGAUCGUCCGUGUGAUUCAGGAGCAGAUUCAGAAGGUCUCGGCUACCCGGAAGCUGCCCAUUAUGUAUUUGGUUGACUCCAUAAUAAAGAACCUGCCCGGGACGUCGUACCCAAUGAUUUUUGCUAACCACAUUGUUGACAUAUUUUGUGGAGUGUUUGAAGAGGUAGAUGAGAAAACCAGAACGCAGCUGUACAAGCUGAGGCAGACGUGGGUAGACAUCUUGCCCAGCAAACGACUUUAUGCCUUAGACGUCAGAGUACAGACCAUCGACCCCGCCUGGCCCGUCACCGCCAAGCCACCAGAGCAGGCUGUCAUACAUGUCAACCCCAAGUUUCUCAAGCAGCCCAAGGAUAAGAGUCCACAGUUCAGCCCGGUGCAGUCCGAGAGAAGCAGCCCAGGAAAUGAUGAGUGGAAAGAGGAGCUGCUGGCCAAAGAAAAAGAGAUUCAGACUCUCCGCCUGGAGCUAGAACUUGCGGAGACCAAGGCCAGACUGGAGCAGCAGAAGAAGCAGCUAGAGCAACAGCAACUUGCUGCCAUCCAGAAGGCCGGGAAAAAGUUUGUGUCCCGAGAGCCGCCGGCGUCUAUCGCACUGCCUCCCGUGAGUUCCACCAAGGCGGCUCCGCCCACCAAGCCUGUGUCCAGAGACCCUCGCCUCAACAGGGACCCGCGCCUCAACCGGGACCCGCGCCUCAAGAAACAGCUGGAGAAACAAGAGCAGGCCAGACAGCAGCAGCUGCAGCAGGAGGAGGAGGAGAUGGCGGUGGUGUCACUGACGCCCCCCCCUACAGCGGCACAUGUGACACAGGUGGAGAGUUUGCCCCCCGCGGGAGCCACGGCUACUGCCCCAGCGGACCCCCCAGCUCCCUCUGCCUCGGGACAUUCCCCCAGAAUGGAUCUAGCCACGUUGCUCAACUCUUUCACCACAGCGGCCGCCAAAGUCGUGGCGGAGCAGUCCAAGAAAAAACCCAAUCUCCCCGCCCCGCCCGUGUCGCCCACCAAGGUACCAAAGCCUGAUCCCCGCAUGAAAAAAGAGCAGGUGUCCAAGGCACCAGUCUCCAGCAAAGAACUGCACAAGGAGGUCAAAGUUGAGAAGAGUAACAGUGACAGAGCUAAGGAUCCUAGGCCAGCAAAAGAUAACAAGGUCAAAGAGAGAGAGAGAAAGAUAAGUGGGAAAGAUGUCAAGUCUCAGAACUCGUCCAAAGAGCCCCGGUCGCGGGAGAUGGUCAAAGACAGGAAGAGUCCUGCCUCGGACCUCAAAGCUCCUGACUCCGGGAAGCACAACAGGCCCCAGGACUCCGGGAAGGUCAAGCCUCAGGACAGCGGCAAAGAAGGCAAAAGUUUCGACCCUCUGAAAGACGACAAGCCUCAGGACUCUAGCAAAGACAGCGGCAGAUGGAGCCAGGGGCAGAAAACAGACAAGGACAGGAGGGAGCCCAAAGAUCUCGACGGUCAACGCUCGGCCGAGAGGAGAGACAGUCGGGAAAAACGGACAGCGGCGCCGGAGAGUGGGAGGAGAAGCCCGAGGAGAGGUUUCCGGCGCUCUCCCCCAGACUACAGGAGAGUCAACCCGAGGGACCCCAGACCCAGCCACAGCCGGGGGAAGGAGCGCGGUCGGGGCGAGGUUCCCGUCAUCAUGUCUUCGGACGGGAAGACAGACCAGUUUGGUCGGAUGCUUCGCACGGAACUCGAUAAGGGCCCCAGUAGCUCCAACAGCAGGGAUAGGUCUCCCAUCGAGAGAGACAGAGACAGGGUGGCUGACGACAAGGAAGUAGUGGCCAAGUCAAAGAAACCUGUGGAGAAGACUGACACAAAAGCUGGGGCCAGAACAGAAGAGCAUGUGAAAGUAGAAAAUUCAGAGAUGGAGAAAGAUGAUGUGUAUGUGUCACAGAGUGAUAUUGAGGAGGAGAAGAAAGAGGAAAAUGAAAUGGAAGAAAACUUGUGUGAAGAGAAAGUUGUUGAAGAGGUCAACAAAGCUGAGAAAAUGCAAAGCGGGACAGAAGAAUGUGAAGAGGUUGUGAGUGACAAAGUGCCAGAAGUGAAGCAGGAGAGAGAGAAGAUGGAGGAGGAGGAGGUUGUGGCUGAGUUGAGACUGAAGGAAGAGCCAGCAUCACAGGAGGAGCCCCAGCAGGAGGACACAGACAUGAGGAUGGAGAAGACGGUCACAGAGGGAACGAAAGGAACAAGUGUCGUCCCAGAGGCCAGCCAGGCUGUGGAGGAGGCCGACGAUCAGCUUGUCAAGCUGGAGCCACGCGACCAGGACAUGGAGGAAGUCCAGGAGAACCAGCUCAAACGUCCCAAAACGGAGAAAGACAGCGAGAAGGACAUGGGGUCGGCGCCACCUCCCUACAAAAUUCCCAAGCUCUCCGAGGCCAAGAAGGCGGAGAAAGCAAGAGAAGAGGAGGAAGAUAUAAGCAAAUUGUUUGGGGAGGAGGAUGUGGACUACCGUAACCUGCCCGGAGGCCCCAAACCGCUACUGGUUCCUCCACCCAUGCCCAGCCAGAGUCUGCUGUCGCCCGUCACGCCAACAAGCAUGAAGAGCCCGGCUCAGCAGAGAUGGAACCUGUUCAAAGAGAACCACCCGACAGACUUUGCCCAGGACAUGGAGCGGAAGCGACUGAGGGACGUCCAGAUGCAGUCCAUGGAGAACCAGGUCCAAGACGUUGACCUGCGACCCCUCACACGGCAGCAGCCUCCGGCUCACGCUCACCUGGAGACCAAUGUCUCGAUACCAAAGGAUCUGUCAAUAGACAACCAAGAGCAGAUUUUGCGUACUGCGGAGCAGAAGUUAAAAGACGGUCGGAUUAGCCACUCGGAGCACCAGGAGAUUGUCCGCCAGCUUGGACAAGUGUACGACAUGCAGAAAAAACUGCACAGUGUCGGUGACUCUUCUUCCAAGACUUUGGAUCUGAGAGACCCUCGCCUCAGGGGAAGCAGGGAGGGGAGGGGGAUGUAUGGAGGAGACCAGGAGAGGAGAGGGCCUCUCCUUCCGGACAAAGAUUUUGAGUCGAGAAAAGGUCACCCAGCGGAUGUGGGCGGUAGGAAGAGAGCACUGCUUGAGUCUCGUAGUGGCUCGGAUGAUCCAGUACGUAAUUCACCGAGGUAUCGCGAUCCCAAGGAAGAUUUUGGGUCGGCUCAGAGAAGUCCCAAAGAAGACUUCAGCGGCAGACAUUUACCCAGGGAAGGUCAUAGGUCAGAUGGAAGGGUUGGGCCAGGGUUUGAGCGACGGCGAGGGCCGCCGGGCGAGUUUGACGUGAGGUCCCCUCGGGAUUACGAAGGUCAGGUUUCUCCCCGAGACUUUGACGAGAGGGUUCCGGGGCGCUACAGAGACUACGACGGCCACCACUCUAGAGACAGAGAGGAGUUCAUGCUGAGGACAUGCCGAGAUGGGAGGGAAGACAUUGACAGCAGAGCCCGCAGGGAGAGAAAUUUUGAUGGCCGCCCAAGACGAGAUAGAGAAGACUAUGACAGUCGCUCCCCCCGAGACUUUCAGGGUGAAGAUUUUGACAGACGACAGCCGCCUCGCGACGAACGACUCGCAGACCAGGCAAGAAAUCGCGACAGCCCAAGGGAUCCGUUUAACGAUGACUACCCAGAAGGGCCUCGUCGUAGACCCGAGUUCUUUGAUGCUGCAGACGAGAGGAGGAGACCAGAUCAUAGAGAGGAGAACAGAAAUUACCGGGGCUCCCCACCUUUCCGGGGCCGGCCAGACAGCGAGGGUCGGCACGGUCCAGACAGCGAGGGUCGGCACGGCCCGUACAGAGGUCCGGACGGUCCGCGGCAGCACGCCCCGCCACAAGGGCCUGCAGGGGAGGAGCCAGGGCCUCAGCCGGGCUACCCCGGAGCUCCCACGCGGCCAGGACCUCCUAGAGUUGCCGGCCCCGUCAGGCCAGAGAAUCCUCCUGUGUUGGAAGCUUCAGCGAUGCCGGGCCCUGUGGGGGCGCCUGUGAGGCCCCCGGGGCCUCGAGCGCCCGGCCCAGGACGACCAGAAAACGCCCCGCCAUUGGAGAAUCCCGGUAGAAUGCCGGGACCCGGAGGUGCCCCACCCAGGCCAGGAGGGCCCAGAGUUGGCGGCCCACUGGGACCGGAGCCUUCCCCACCAGCAGAGAAUGUAGGAGUGCAGGGACCUCCCGGCCAGAUGGCAGAAGUCGUUCGGCCCUUGCCUGCUGGCAGCGGUGCCCCGCCAGGUGGGCCCAUCAUGACGCCUGCCAAGAUUUCCGACCCUCUGGACGACCCGCGGUGGGCGGCCAUGAAAGGAAUUCUGGAGAAUGAAGGUACAGAAGAACUGGUGAUAGACGGUAAACCAUUUGAGCUUCGCAUGGGAACUUCUCGCAAGCUCAGGAUCUACGGGCAGGUGAUGGAUGUUGCUGUGGAUCUGAAGGAGCGAGGAAUCCGCAUCGACGGGAACUUGGUGUACAAGCUGGGUGAGCCCAUCAAAGAGGUGCCGGCCAUGGGCAAGAUGGUGCGCCUGUACUAUCACGGCCUGCCCAAGCCCAUCUGGCUGGACGGUCAGCAGCAUGAGAUGAGGAUGGACGCUCCGCCAAGGAAUGUUCUGAUAGACGGAGAAAAGCGAGGAUUCCAAAUAGACGGAAGAGACAUGAUGAUUUUAGUGGACAGACUGGAGAAGGGGUCCUACGGAGGCCCUCCCAGGAUGAUUCGGAUCGGUGGACACGAUCAUGAAAUAAGUUUCCAGGCUCCUCCCCGGCAAAUUUUGAUAGACAGCAAAUCUUGUAAGUUGAAGUUGGACAGCAAAAUCCCAUGUAUCAUAAUUGACGGCAAGCCUCACGGGAUCCGUUUUGAUGGGGAGCCCAGAACUAUUUUCAUCAACGAAAUGCCUUUCACGAUCCCCGUUGACAGGGCAGAGAAAGUCCGGCUGGGUGCUCGGCCCAUGUACAUCGCUUUUGGUGGGCCGGCUCAUGAAAUCAUCAUCGAUGGGAAAUGGUUUGAGGUCAAAUUUGACAACACACCGAAGGACAUUCAUUUAGGAAACCGGCACUACUCCAUACGGUUGCCGGGUCCCGUUCCCCGAGUGAAGAUCUUGGAUGAAAUGCCUCCCAAUUUUGACGAGUCCCGCCUGCUCUCCUCUAACAAAAUGGGUCCGGAAAAGAUGCAGAUGCCUGGAGUGAUGAGGCCCAAUGAAGUCAACCCGCGUAUGCCAGGAGUGAUGCGGCCCAAUGAUGGAAACCCGGGCAUGAACCAAGCGUCAAUGCCCAACGCUAUCGCUCAGGCCAAUGCUCCAGGCAUGAUGGGGCCGGCCAUGAGAGGGCCAGGAGGACCGGUCCGCCCCAACUUUGUGGGCAUGCAGAUGCGGGGGGCCGAGAACAACAUGCGGCUGUUUGGGCCGCAGCAGCAGCAGCAGAUGGUGCGACAACAGAUGAUGGCGGCAGCCGCAGGAAACCAAGCCAUGAUGCAAGGGCAGGGCGUGCCGGGGAUGGCCCAGGUCCAGAUGUCGAUGCUGCAGGGCAACCAGGCGGUCAUGUCUCAGGGCAACCCGGCCAUGAUGAUGGGCCAGGGAAAUCCGGCCAUGAUGGCCCAGCAGGGGCAGCAGGGGCUCCCGCUCGGCCUGGGGCAGAACCCACAGAUGGGGGGACCCAUGCGGCCCAUGAACAUGGGAGGCCCGGGACAGAUGGUGGGCCCGCAGAACAUAGCGGGGCAAGUGUUGGCCACCGCACAGCAGAACCCGGCACUCAUGCAGAACAUGAUGAACUCGGGACUGAUUGCCAAUCUUGCAAGUGGCUUGAGACAGCCAAAUCUCGCAGGCAUCUCAAACCUGGCUGCUGGUUUAGCCGCCUCCACCAACCUGAGCACGACGCGACCCCAGCAGAAUCUGCUCCAACAGUCGACCCACUCGGCGGCCAUGGCCACGGGCCUACAGGGAACCCUGUACACUCCACUCCACAAAUCGGGCGUGCCCGGACCCAGUGGACCGGCUCCUAGAGGACCAGCGGCGGCCAACGUACAGCCCAUCGCAGAACCCAAUCUCCCAGGUAUAUUUGGUUUGAAAAACCUUCUGCCCUCUGUGGCCUCAAGCACGCCUACGGAAGCAUCUGCGUCUAGCACCGGCGCGGCGGAUGCGUCGUCUGCGCCCAAAGCUCCCAUCGACAUCAACAGUCUGCUCAAUAACCUGCUCAAGGUCGGGCUCAUCAAAGAGCCGGGCAAGGCGGAGGAGAAACCGGCCCCGUCACUGGUGCCAAAGACAGAGGCAGCUCAGGUGCCAGCGCAGAAGACUGAGUCGCCCAGCUCCACCAAAGAACCGGCUCCAGUGAAGAAGAAAGCAUACGUCCCUGACCUUACAGGAUUUUUACCAUCGGAUCUGAAAAUAAUGCGUAAGUCUGUGGUGGAGACACUCCACGAGGGAAUGCAGUGCCACACCUGCGCCGCCCGCUUCACUCUGAGUGACCACGAGAAGUACCGCGCUCACCUCGAUUGGCACUUCCGGCAGAACAAGCUGGAGCAGGAAAUGGUGAAAGUGGCCAAGAACAGGAAGUGGUUCUACUCUAUAACGGACUGGAUUCAGUACGAGGAGCUGGAGGAGACAGAGGAGAAAUCCCGCAGUGAAAUAUUUGAACAGAUGAAGUUUGCGGAAGGAGAGACCUCGGUGCCGGCCCCUGCCAUGUUACGUGCCUUGGAAGGGAAGGAUGUCAUCAAGAACCCAGUGGCCACGGGGGCUGAGGGAGAGGACGUUUGUGCCACUUGUGGUGAUCCCUUUGACCAGAUGUGGAACGAGGAGACGGAGGAGUGGAUCUUGAAAAACACCAUCAAAGUGGACGGCAAGACGUAUCAUCCUGUGUGCUAUGAAGAUGUUCAAGAGACGCCUACCCCUGUUGUGGAUCUGCCCCACAACCCGCUAGACGAGCAGAUUGCUGCCCUUAGAGGUGCCCCUACAGAGGAAGUGCCGCUCACAAUCAAACCCGACCCAGACGCUGUGGAAGAAGCGCCGUCCAGUUCCACUUUGACCAGCCCUAUGGAGAUCUCGGCAGCCGUCAAGCAAGAAAUAAAAAUGGAAGAGGCCGACACAGCAUCGACGGCGGAGUUGAGUCGUGCUCCCGCUGACGUGCCAGCGCAGCGGACAGAGGUCUCUGAGGGCCAGUCUGCCGCUAGUCCUGGCAAACCGGCGUCGGUUCCAGGGGCAACGACGGGCCAGCAGCACGUCCCCACCACACUGCUCAGCACCAUCGCCAGCACGGUGCCGCGGGAAGUGAUCCCCGUCAGCCAGGAGGACGACCCCAGCACCGCCUGGGACGAGAUGGACUCGAACCCCACCCCCGAACUAUCGCGUACCCCGACUCCGGAACCCACCGCCUCGUUCACCCCUGUGACCUCCGCCUCCUACCAGUCGGUGGGCUCUGGGUCGGAGGCUACAGCCGUCUCUCUGGCCGCCCAGGACGAGGACCCCCUCCCGCCCAAAGAUCCCGCGGCAAGCGGGGAUGUGGAGGUGAAGAAAGAGCCAGGUGCCGGCGGCGACUCGUAGCCUGGCCUGUGUGUAGUGGGAGACAGGGGAGUCCUUUCCUGCUGUGCAUAAUGGAAGAUCGCUGCUAGUCUGAGACUGAGAGACUGACAUGACAGAAGGUAGCUGCUAGUCUGACGCUAGAGUCUGACAUGACAGAAGGUAGCUGCUAGUCUCAGAGACUGACAUGAUAGAAGGUAACUGCUAGUCUGACAUGAUAGAAGGUAGACCGAGAGACUGACAUGAUAUGACAUGACAGAGGGUAGUUGCUAGUCUGAGAGACUGACAUGAUAUGACAUGACAGAAGGUAGUUGCUAGUCUGAGACUGAGAGACUGACAUGAUAUGACAUGACAGAAGGUAGUUGCUAGACUGAGAGACUGACAUGAAAGAAAAUAGCUGCUAGUCUGACAUGAUAGAAGGUAGACCGAGAGACUGACAUGAUAUGACAUGACAGAGGGUAGUUGCUAGUCUGAGAGACUGACAUGAUAUGACAUGACAGAAGGUAGUUGCUAGUCUGAGACUGAGAGACUGACAUGAUAUGACAUGACAGAAGGUAGUUGCUAGACUGAGAGACUGACAUGAAAGAAAAUAGCUGCUAGUCUGAGACUGAGAGACUGACAUGAUACAACUUGACAGAAGGCAGCUGCUAGUCUGAGAGACUGAGAUGAUACAACUUGACAGAAGGAAGCUGCUAGUCUGAGAGACUGAGAUGAUAUGACGUGACAGAAGGAAGCUGCUAUUCUGACUCGAGAGAAAAACUUGAAGUGUGUUUUAGUUGACAUGGGGACUGGAGAUAAUGACCCGACUGUAUUUUUUAUGAUGAGCAAGUUUUGCUUGUGUUGUUGUUGGGUGAUAUAUAUGACUGGUGUCGAGUACAGAAAAAAGCUGUGUGAACGCAAUGAGGUGUCCCACAGGUUGUGGCAUUAUUUGUUGUUGUUUUAUAAUAAAUUGGUUAUUUUUGUAUCUCUGCAGUGGUUGACAUGAAAGACGUAUGACCUGAAACAGGUGCAAUAUGAUGCAUUAAAAGCUCUAUUUUUCAAAUUG